ACCAACAUAAAAAGAAUAUUAGACCAUUUUCACGACUGCUGUGAGGCAUAUUGUGUGGAGUUAGAUUACAGAUAAUCUUGUUGACGGCGCCGUCUUUAUAAAUCGUAACACCCCAUAAACAAGCAGGCAUGGGAGCUGGUUCCAGUCAACCCAGUGAGAAUGAUGAGCAGGCCAUCGUACCCCAGCAGGACAGGAGGAAGACCUCUAACAGGAGACACUCUGAGGAAACACUGGACUGCCCAACCUGCCAGGGCACAGGCCGCAUCCCACGAGGUCAGGAGAGCAAAUUGGUGGCAGUGAUCCCCUGCUCCGAUCAGAGGCUGAAACCACGACACACGAAGUUGUAUGUCACUGUGUCGGUGACGCUGUGCCUACUGGUCAGCUCGCUGGUCCUCUUCUUCUUGUUUCCUCGCAGUGUCAUCCUCUCACCCGGGGCUGUCGAGUCUGUCUAUGUUUACUUCACCCCGACCACUGUCCAAAUGAACAUCACGAACAUCCUGAAUAUUACCAAUGACAACUUUUUUACAGUUCAGGCCUACAACUUGACAGUGCAGGCUCUUUUUGAUAAAACGGUUGUGGGCAAGGCUGAUAUGAAAAAUGUCACCACCGUCAAACCACUCACGGACAAAACGUUUGCCUUUGAGAUUCCUGUCACGCUAGUGGAGGAGGGUCUGAACAAUUACUGCAAGAAAUCUACAAUCAAGAUCCACACGUUAUUUGUCCAUCUUCAGAUGUCAAUGACUGUCUACUACCUGGCCCACUUUGAGCAGCUUUCCUUGGACACGUAUGAAUACAUCGACUGUGGGUCUAACACCACAACACCCCACAUCAUCAACCCUACACCCUGAGAACAGGGGCUCCAUUAGGGGCGGGAUGACAAGGGUGAGGGGAAGACUGAGGAGCAGGCCAGGAGGUGAACUGUGUGGUCAAAAGCCAUAGUUAAUGCAAAUGUUCCCUCAAGUUAUGGGGAAGAAGGAAAUAACACAAAUGUGGAGUUUGAAAUUAAAAUUAAAGCUCUGAAAUGUUCUGUUUGUUGUUUUUAUGCACCUCUGUAGCACUUGUUUUAUAAGUAGGGUCAUCGCUGUGAAAUUUUACUUUUUUGCCACUACAUCCUACUGAAGCCUACUCUGUUUUGUCUUCAAAGAAACUGAAAGACUUGAGUGGAAUACAAAUUUGCACAAAUUUUUGAGAGAGUAAUUUAAUUUAGAUGUUAUAUUUUUGCAUAAUUUCCUAUAAAACAGAUUGUCGGUGCACUUCUACAAACAAGUAAAUUACUUUUGUAUGUGUGUUAAUUGGGUAAAGUAGGUAAAACCAUUUAAGUAUUCUUAAAGUUAUGCAUACAACUAUGUAGUAUUGAUCACAUAAUGACUGGUAGACUAUUUAGAACUUUUCUAUGGAAUCACAUGGAAAUUACAGUUCUGUCUUUGAUUUGUACUCUAAUGGGAUUGACUACUGCCCACACAUUUCUAUGUUAAACCAUAAUCUCUAAUUGUAUGCUAAUUCUAUCAGCUAUAACAAGAUCUGGAUAUUAAUUCACCUAUCGUUUUUGUGUCACUGAAAUGAGAUUAUUAGUGAGGGGAAAAAUGGUUGUUUGGAAUCCACAUGGACUAGUAGUGUCACCACGGGUAUUUUUGGAAUGGGGAAGCUAACUAAUUUACUCCCUUGUGUUCUUCCACUACAGCAAAAUCAUGGCAAUGUUUCUUAUGCCCUGUUCAAAUACUCUUAAUAUUUACUUCCUCUAUUCUUUGGGUUAAGGGUUUUAGUGCAUUGUUUCCACCUUUGUCAGACCAGUGAAAAACAUUCUAUGCAUUUUAAAGGAUUCAAUACUGUAUUCUAUUUUCUCAGGAUUUGUGAUUCCAUGUUCCUUGUUUGGUCACAUAAUUAAAGGAUGUUGUAUAUUGAAA
Molecule: messenger RNA, 1904 nt
Organism: Salvelinus namaycush (lake trout)
Lineage: Eukaryota; Metazoa; Chordata; Actinopteri; Salmoniformes; Salmonidae
Product: transmembrane protein 106B-like
Exons: 7
Coding region: 129-848 (239 amino acids)
Source: RefSeq, a predicted model, not a curated record